AUGGACCAGGAACCGAUUCCCUCGUCUCUGGAGGAUAACCCCCAAUUCAAAGAAGAGACCUCUCUACAAAAAUUUCGCAGACGGUUCAAGGAAGAGCCCCUUAUCCCGUUAGGAUGUGCCGCUACUUCAUAUGCGCUCUACCGCGCCUACAGAUCGAUGAAAGCCGGCGACUCGGUUGAAAUGAACAAGAUGUUCCGCGCCCGUAUCUACGCACAGUUCUUCACCCUUAUUGCGGUCGUUGCAGGAGGCAUGUACUUCAAGACUGAGCGUCAGCAGCGGAGGGAGUUCGAGAAAAUGGUGGAACAGCGGAAAGCCCAGGAGAAGCGGGACGCGUGGCUCCGUGAACUCGAGGUCAGAGACAAGGAGGAUAAGGACUGGAGGGAGCGCCAUGCUGCCAUGGAGGCGGCUGCCAAGGAGGCUGGCAAGCGCAAGUCCGUCCCUGAGCAAGACGCCGCUCGGUCCGCUAUUGAGCCUGCGGAUGAGAAGUCGAUCGGUGUAUUAGCUGCCGUGAGAGAACUGUUGGCGCGGCAAAAUUGA
Molecule: messenger RNA, 537 nt
Organism: Aspergillus clavatus NRRL 1
Lineage: Eukaryota; Fungi; Ascomycota; Eurotiomycetes; Eurotiales; Aspergillaceae
Gene: rcf1
Product: respiratory supercomplex assembly factor RCF1
Exons: 3
Coding region: 1-537 (178 amino acids)
Biological process (GO): mitochondrial respirasome assembly
Cellular component (GO): mitochondrion
Source: RefSeq, a predicted model, not a curated record